Molecule: messenger RNA, 522 nt
Organism: Rhineura floridana
Lineage: Eukaryota; Metazoa; Chordata; Lepidosauria; Squamata; Rhineuridae
Gene: NPS
Product: neuropeptide S
Exons: 3
Coding region: 135-353 (72 amino acids)
Biological process (GO): neuropeptide signaling pathway; positive regulation of synaptic transmission, GABAergic; positive regulation of action potential
Cellular component (GO): extracellular region
Source: RefSeq, a predicted model, not a curated record
GAAAAAUUGGGAGACUCCUGAUGGUUCCUUUCCAGCCAUGUCUUUAUUUGCCCCACAGCUGAUAUCACAUACAGUGUCAGGUGUGGAACAGUCUCUUCAGACUAAAUGUUAUAUUAAUUCUGUGGUUCUCGGCAAUGCAGAUGUGGAGGUGUUACCCUCUUGCCCCAUCUAUGCUGUCUGGGAAAUCUGAUUACUGUCUCCUCCUGCUGAAUAGUUGCCUAGCCAAGCUGGAUGGGUCCGAAGAAUUGGCAUUGUUCAAGCCUUUUCUGGAGAAGUCUUCUAUUAAAAGGUCAUUUCGGAAUGGGGUUGGCUCGGGAAUUAAAAAAACUUCCUUUCGAAGAGCCAAGUCAUAACCAAGUGGCGAAGGAAAUGCCCACACAUCAGAAUCUGUAGUUUAACUGGAUGUGCUUAAAAUUGUUUGUAGUACAAUUUAGACGAGGUAGGAAACUUAUAGAGACAAUGUAUCAGUAUGUUCAUAAUGUAAACAGAUGUUUAUUUGAAAUGGUACAAGCCAAGUGAAGC